UAGUUAGUUUAGUGAAGAAUCAUCAUGUCGAAGCAAGUGUUACUUCUAUGUCUGUUCCUGUUGGCGAACAGCCUGUUGGUGGUGGCGGAAUCGGACGAGGAUACCCCUCGCCGUCGUCGUCGGACCGUCUUUCGAGUCCAAGAUACUGGUGCUACCCAAGCCAUGUACACGAGUCCACAAGUCCGUGGACGACGACGAGUGGUCAGUGGAGAGUUUGGAGAAGCACAAGAAGCAGGAGUCCAAGAUGAAGAAGCGGAUCGAGAAGCCGAACUGAUCAACUUUAGCGACGAAGAAUGGGGUCGAUUUCUAGCGGACGAAAUGAGUCUUUCCUAUCCCGCUUAUGGUACCGGUACUGCUACUGGUGGUGCUGCCCCAGGCAUGAUGCGAGUCAUGACUAUGAACAUGCGAAUGAUGGGAGACGGUGGUGCCAUGAUGAAGCCAGCCAAGAAGGGCAGUUCCAAGAGUGCUGGUGCCAAGACUAUGAAGAUGAUCAAUUCGGGCAAGGGAAUGGUCGGACGUCCCAAGGCGAUGGGAGGAGAUAUGGAGAUGAUCAUGAUGCCGAUGGGCAUGGAUUCCUAUGACGAAUACAAUGAUGGAGCCAUGAUGGGUGGUGGAGGAAUGGGCUCCAAGCCAGCCAUGAAGCCAGCCAUGGGAAGCAUGAGUGAUUAUUACGAAGCGGAUGAUGAUGACGAGUAUUAUGGCGGCGCAAUGAUGAGUGGAGGAAUGGGAGCCAUGGGCGGAAUGAGCAAUUAUUACGCUUCGGAAGAUUAUGAAGUCAAUAGCGGCGGUAUGAUGAAGAAGGGAGAUAUGAAGAAAUCAGACAUGUCGAUGGCCAUGAGCAUGGGCGGAAUGAGUGAUUACCAUUACUACUAUGAAGAUGAUGAUUACUCUGGUGACGGACCUGCCAUGGGAAUGAUGGACAAGGUCAUGAUGGGUGGUUCGGGUGGUUCUUCCAAGCCGAUGAUGGGCGGUUCUCCCAAACCGAUGGGUGGUGGUUCUUCCAGGCCAACGAUGGGAGGUGCCAUGGGAGGUGGUUCUUCCGGGCCAACGAUGGGAGGAGGUGCCAUGGGAGGCGGAGGCAUUAGUGAUUCCUAUGAGGAAGAUUCCUACGAAGAUCGUCCAGGGAAGGGUGGAGCCAUGGGCACUAUGGAUCGUCCAGGUACAGGCCUGAUGACUGGAGGCGGCGGCAGCCCGGAUGGUCCUUUCUACGGAAUGGCAAUGGGCAUGGUCGACGAUAGCUAUGCAUAUUCCAUGAUGAUGGGUGGAGGCGGCAGCGCGUCCGCCAAGAGUAAAGGUGGUGCCAAGGGCAAGGGUAUGCGAAAAAGCUCAAUGUCCAAAUUCGAUCGGUCCUUUUGGAGACCAUAACUAUCCGAUGACAUGAUUGCUGACGUCGCUCACCGAAGAGAGCCCUGGCAUUUGCAACUUGUUCGAAGCGUGGAGAGUUUGGCGUAUAGCCAGCUAGCUUGCAAGUUGCUUUUUUGCAUAUCCCCCCGCCAGAGACAUUGAAACCAUAUGUUGGCGUUGUUUUAUUUUAAUAGUAUAUAAGAGAAAACAAGUCUAAAACACUAUCUGUAUCAUGUCUUG
Molecule: messenger RNA, 1584 nt
Organism: Seminavis robusta
Lineage: Eukaryota; Bacillariophyta; Bacillariophyceae; Naviculales; Naviculaceae
Source: the annotation of a GenBank genome assembly